CACUCAAAUGUGCGCUUCAUAUCGAAAUGAAUUGCAUGGCUGCCUAGGGAGGCAUUUCGCGCGCCUAUCAUUUGCCACUUCUGGAGCCCAAUCUGUCCGCGCAUCAGAUAAAAGCCACCGAUCGCCGCCAUCCGCACUCGAGGGCUCCUCAACCAAAGCAAGUCACCAUGCUCCGAACCUCUCUCCUCGCGCUCGCCUUCGGGGCGUGCGCCUCAGCGCACUGCACCAUGAAGCAGCUCUUGGAAACAGUCGAUUCGUACCUCGCGGCGCAAACCAGCGGCCAGAUCUCCGCCUUCACCUCGCGCUUCGACAACUCCACCUGGCUCGGCUACUACGAAAACUCCGUCAAGAUGCCAGUCAACACCGGUAUCCUCAACAAACCCCUGACGAUCACGCACAACCGCUCCAUCUACGACAUGACCGGCUGCGCGACCUACACCGAAGUCGUGGUGAACAGCACAACGGAUCCUUAUGUUAUCGGCACGCAAUUGCAUAUCGCGAACCAUAAUAUUAACAAGGUCGACUCGCUGGUCACCAAGCCGGGCGACUGGCUGUUCAACGUCACGGGCACCGCGUAUUGGACCGCGCAAGAGAACUGGGACCCCAUUCCCGAAGCGAAACGCGAUUCGCGCGAGAUGAUCAAGAAGGCCGCAGAUGCAUACUGCGAUCUAUUCAACAACCCGAAUGUAACGGUUCCCUGGGGGACACCCUGCGUGCGUCUCGAAGGCGGGCUAUACGGCGAUCCGGGACCGAAUGGGAGCUGCAAUGUUGGCGUCCCGUCUGGUGUUCCGCUCACGAAUCGCCGCUAUGUGAUUGAUGAGAGCAUGGGCUCGGUCGAUGUUAUGCUGGACUUUGGGAACAGCAAGUGGCCCGAUAGCCAUCAGUUUAGGGUCGAGAAUGGGAGGAUUAGGUAUGUGCAUACGCUGACGCACUGUGGGGUGGCGAAUUGUGGGUUGGUAAAUGGAAUGAUGGCGGCGAGAAGGUGGCCGGUGAGGCCGUGCUUGCAUUGAGAUAGUUACGGGGAUGGAGUAUUGAGGCGCGGCAUGGGGCGGCAGGUUAGAGGCGGUUGGUACGGGGCGUUGAGUCUAGUAUAUGUGUUGCUUCGUGAAAGACUGGCUACGAGUGGCGUCGAGUUGCGUCCUUAGCGUCCCGUUCUCUAUUUCGAGAUCUUCAACUUGCCUCUUCAAGUUCUUU
This is a messenger RNA of Trematosphaeria pertusa, 1194 nucleotides long. RefSeq lists its product as uncharacterized. Lineage: Eukaryota; Fungi; Ascomycota; Dothideomycetes; Pleosporales; Trematosphaeriaceae. The transcript has a single exon. Bases 168 to 1010 code for a protein of 280 amino acids. The record is from RefSeq and is a predicted model, not a curated record.